AUGCGUCUGACAUACAUUGCGGCGGUCGCUCUGGCUGCUGUGUUCGCUUCCAGCGCCGCAGUUUCGACGGCUGGUGACCCGCAACCUGCUCCCGAGUCCGACGUGUCUUUCGUGAAUCGCGUGACGGACGGCGCUCGCCACACAGCAGACACAAAGCGGUUGUUAAGGGCUCGAGCGGAAGACGACUCGGCACCGAUGAAAGCGAGAGAGGCGGCGGGAAACAACAACGUGGGGGCUGCAAACAAUAUGGUAAAGCCGAUGCCCAGUGGGUCGAAUAGAAACUCAAUGCUGCCGCAGGUCAAUGGCGGCGUCAUGACUGCUAAGGAUAAGUUGCGCACGGAAUGGGCACUUUUUGGUCCGAGACUCGGUGCAGUCGCAGACGAUCUAAUGGCCAAAGCUAAGCCGUUGCUGGCGAAAUUGGACGGCCGGCCACUGGCGUUAAAUUUCAAGAACGCGGUCCUGAGGUACAUCAACGGCAUCCGAAACAUGAAGUUCAGCGACUACGCGAAAUGGAUGGGGGUGGGCAAGCCGACGUAG
Molecule: messenger RNA, 537 nt
Organism: Hyaloperonospora brassicae
Lineage: Eukaryota; Oomycota; Peronosporomycetes; Peronosporales; Peronosporaceae
Source: the annotation of a GenBank genome assembly